Suricata suricatta (meerkat) is the source of this 1633-nucleotide messenger RNA. RefSeq names its product peroxisomal biogenesis factor 16 (gene PEX16). The transcript is spliced from 12 exons. NCBI's taxonomy places the organism in Eukaryota, Metazoa, Chordata, Mammalia, Carnivora, Herpestidae. The coding region runs from base 362 to 1624 and encodes 420 amino acids. Gene Ontology annotation, biological process: peroxisome organization. The record is from RefSeq and is a predicted model, not a curated record. Gene Ontology annotation, cellular component: peroxisomal membrane.
CUAGCAGUGCUGCCAAGGGAUCGAGACUGCGUGGAAGGCCGUACCCUUUCUUGCCUCAGUUUCCCCAGCAGUACCUCGGGGAGGACGGCAGACGAGGCAACUGGCCAAACGCGCAACUGCCAAGGCUCUCCCCGCGCCUGCCCAAGUCUGAUCGAAGUUCCUUUACGCGAGCUAUCCUCCCAGCCCUUUAAAAUCCGGUCCUCCAGUUCGAGCCUCUCGGUGUUCUAUUGGAAAGACUCCAGGGUCCUGGUCCAUUCUCUAGAAUGAAUUGCUUAGACUAACGCGGGAGCCUUUCAGGAACUGCUAACUGCGCAGACGCAAUGGAAGGCGGAAGAACCGGGCCCCAACUCGUUGGUGCAGGAUGGAGAAACUGCGGCUUCUGAGCCUCCGCUACCAGGAGUACGUGACUCGCCACCCGGCCGCCACGGCCCAGCUGGAGACGGCAGUGCGGGGCCUCAGUUACCUGCUGGCAGGUCGCUUCGCGGAUUCGCAUGAGCUGUCAGAGCUGGUGUAUUCCGCCUCUAACCUGCUUGUGCUGCUCAAUGACGGCAUCCUACGGAAGGAGCUUCGGAAAAAGUUGCCUGUGUCACUGACCCAGCAGAAGCUGCUGACAUGGCUGAGCGUGCUCGAGUGCGUGGAGGUGUUCAUGGAGAUGGGGGCCGCCAAGGUGUGGGGUGAAGUGGGCCGUUGGCUCGUCAUCGCCCUCAUCCAGCUGGCCAAGGCUGUCCUGAGGAUGUUCCUGCUGAUCUGGUUCAAGACCGGCCUCCAGACCUCACCCCCCAUCAUCCCGCUGGACAGGGAGACCCAGGCACAUUCCCUGGAUUGUGACCAGAGCCCUGGCAGCCAGGAGCAGUCAUACGUGGGGAAGCGCUCAAACCGAGUGGUUCGAACCCUCCAGAACACUCCGUCCCUGCACUCAAGGCACUGGGGAGCCCCCCAGCAGCGGGAGGGACGACAGCAGCGGCAGCACGAGGAGCUGAGCGUCCCCCCCACGCCCCUGGGGCUGCAAGAGACCAUCGCAGAGUCCUUGUAUAUCGCCCGGCCCCUGCUGCACCUCAGUGCUCAGCCUGGGCCUGUGGGGUCAGCGGUCGUGGACACCCUGGCUCCUGUCUGGUGUCGUGGAUGUGACCAGCCUGAGCCUCCUGAGCGACAGGAAGGGCCUGACCCGGAGGGAGCGGCUGGAGCUGCGGCGCCGGACCAUCCUGCUGCUCUACUACCUGCUGCGUUCUCCGUUUUACGACCGCUUCUCCGAGGCCAGGAUCCUCUUCCUGCUCCAGCUGCUCACAGACCACGUCCCGGGCAUCGGCCUGGUCGCGAGGCCGCUCAUGGACUACUUGCCCGCCUGGCAGAAAAUUUAUUUCUACAGUUGGGGCUGACGUACCCUGGGAACGGGCACAGGGAGGGAAGGGGUGGCGCACCCUGCUGCUGGGGGCAGGGGGUGCCUCAGUUGUCCGGUCCUCUGGGGACCUCUGCUGUAAUAAAACUGACUCUGGCAGUGUCUGAGCAUGUGGCCUCUUCAUGCCAUUGCUCGGGGUUCCUGGCACUCUCGUGUGGCCAGGCUCUGUCCACAACCCGGCCUCCAGAGCGCCUCCUUACAGCCUCUCGACCCUUCCCCCUUCAGUGAUGGAGCCGC